AUAGUAUAUAUAUAUUCCCAGUAUAUUGUAGCGACCAGUGUUCACGUGCUACAAUGUAUUCCUGACGGCCGCUAACUGAAACGGUUGCCUGGAGACCGUGUUUUGUUGACGCUGGUUCUCUGCUUGACGCGUAAGAAGAGCGAACAUAGACUUGAAGAGCGAAUAUAGACUUGAAGAACGAACAUAGACUUGAAGAGCGAACAUAGACUUGAAGAGCGAACAUAGACUUGAAGAGCGAACAUAGACUUGAAGAGUGAACAUAUAGACUAGAAGAGAAACGAAGAAAAGGUUAUAUUCCUGACGGCCGCUAACUGAAACGGUUGCCUGGAGACCGUGUUUUUGUUGACGCUCCCUAAUAGAGCGAACAUAGACUUGAAGAGCGAACAUAGACUUGAAGAGCGAACAUAGACUUGAAGAGUGAACAUAUAGACGAAGAGAAACGAAGCAAAGGUUAUUACGGAAGAAAUAGAAGAUAUGGAGGAAGAUUUGACGUUACUUUGAACAAGAGAACAGCCUGUCAUCGACUGGCCCCUGCUCAAGAGCGUUCGGCCGUAGCGGUAGUGGUAGGAACAGAACGCCCCCUUUCAUUGAAUCGAGUGCACUCAAAGACUUGCUGGGUACCCAUUUUAUUUAGUUUGUUAUUUUUCUUGGGGACCUCUUUUGGGUUCAGUGUAUUGAGUUCAGUGUUUUAGGUUCAGUGUUGUUAUUAUUAUUAUUAUUGUGUAAAUAAUCUGAUUGAUUCUGAUGGUUAGAUAUGGUUAGAUCGUUAGAUAAAAGGUCAAACGUGCCUCACUGUGUCUGUGUGUUAUUCCUUUUAUCAGAGUUCUAUUAAGAAUACAAGCCAGUCUCCUCAUAACCUGGGAUUGAUGCACCACUGCAUUGUUAUAUUACCUUUAAAAAUACAGUUGGUUACAUAAAGUGGCGAGCUAGCCAGGAGACUGGUUAUAUACUCUGAUCAAAGGAAUUCAUAUUUUUCUUAUAUAUUCACCGCUACAAUAUUUUGCAUGAUAGAGAACCUAAGGUCAAAAUGGAAUAUUGUAACCGCUAUGAUGUGCAUGGACAGAGCUGCCUUUUUGUCUCUGGUAUUGACGAAACGUAUUCAGACGAUUAUAUUAUUGACAUUUUUGAGGUACAUGGGGGCAUAGUGAAAUGCAUAAGAGUCCCUGAUGAAGUAGGUCAACCUAAUGGGAGGGUUCUGGUCCAGUACAGAGAUGAAAGAUCAGUAGCUCGUAUGGAUCCAGACUUCUUAGGCAAAACGUUUAGUCCUGAUGAUUCUAAUGCGUCAUGGCACGUCACCGCCAUACAAGAAGCGAUGGCUCCGAAACCUGAGGAACAAAGUAACCUAGAUGAACUAAAGUUUGCUGCGGCGGUUGCAGGCCUAAGCAAGACCCGUCUGAUCCAGAUGCUCCAAACUCAGCUUUCCAACCUUCAGUUGGGUGGUGAUACAGCAAGUGAUGAGGACACAAAUAACAAUGUGCCUGAGACGCCUCAGAGGCCGUCAAGUCUUGAUGAGAGCCUCAUCAAUCCCCCCAGUGUCCAGAGAGUAAUUGUCGAGCAUGUAAUAAAAACUGAAUCUCAGUCCUCGUAUGUCAGCAAAAUCCGCACCUUCUCGGGAAGAACGCCAAAGCCCAAUGGAGAAGUUGAUUAUGAGACGUGGCACACUCAAGUUGAACUGUUAUUAAGUGACCCUUCCAGCCCAGAUACCCAGAAGGUCAGAAAGAUUUUAGAGAGCUUAUUGAGCCCAGCUAGUGACCUAGUCAAAAGCCUUGGCAUCGACUCCCCGCCUGCACUGUACCUCACCCAGCUUGACGCAGCUUUUGGGGUAGUAGCAGAUGGAGAAGAGCUGUAUGCAGCAUUCCUGGGCGCAAAUCAGAACGCUGGGGAGAAAUCCUCUGACUAUUUAAAUCGCCUACACCUGAUGCUUGACAAAGUUAUUACCGGGGGAGGACUGUCCAUUGAAAGUUCAAACAAGCAACUCAUCAGACAAUUCUGUAGGGGUUGCUGGGAUCAGACAUUGCUCAUUGAGCUCCAGCUUGAGCAGAAGAAGACUAACCCCCCAUCCUUCCCUGAGCUCUUGCUACUCCUCAGACAGCAGGAAGACAGAUGGUUGACAAAACUGAACAGAAUGAAGAAGCACCUCGGAAGCGCCAAAGCUAUGUCUCACAUGCACACAGUCUAUGGCCUGUCCCACCGUGAUGAAGAGUCAGAUGAAACUGAUGCUGUUUUAAACCCGAAGGCAGCCAAAAAGAGCCUAACUGAGAAUCAGAAGCUCGCUCAGGAAGUGGCUGACCUAAAGAAACAGCUUGCUUCCUACAAGCCAGCAUCGAAGCCCAACGAACCACAACAUGUAGAGAACCUCAAUGAAAAUCCUGUUAGGGGAAACUGUAUGGUCUCAAAUGUGACAAACCGCAGGAUCGGCAUGAACACUUCCAACAUGCCCCGAGCCUGGUUCUGUUUUAAAUGUGGAGAAGAUGGCCACAUUGCCGCCCUAUGUUUAAACGAGCCAAACCCUGCUGCUGUACACCAGAAGAACCUUGAGCUCAGGGAAAGACGCGACCAAUGGAGGAUGCAGCAUCAGGGCCAGCCCGAGUUCUCGUUAAACCGGUAAGGGCUUCUGCUGCGGGACGUUCAGAAGCCGUGCACCCCCCUUUAUCUAGUUCCAAUUCAACCAACCUGAAAGCAAAUGUAGUGAGGGCCGAACAAUAUGCCCAGAAUGGCUCACACCUCGACUAUAGACCCUUACCCCAUGGUCUUGUUGGGCCACGUUGCAGCACGACAGCCCUUGUUGAAGGCUACCAGUGUAAAUGUAUUUUAGACACCGGGUCGCAGGUUACUACGGUCUCAGAGACCUUUUAUUCAGACCAUCUCUCAUCCUUCCCUGUUGAACCUAUUAACGCACUGCUUGAGAUUUUGGGUGCUGGGGGCCAGCGUGUCCCUUACAUAGGUUACACCCAAGUCCUUAUAUCACUCCCAAAGAGUGUUACUGGCAUAGACGAGAAGAUUUCCUCCCUGGUUCUAAUUGUACCGGACUGUGACUUCAACCGUGAGAUUCCCUUACUGAUUGGGACCAAUGUACUUGACAGAUUGUACCAGAACGGAGUUAAACGAGAAGGGCUGAAAUUCCUACAGGGGCAUGAACUCAGUGACGAAUGUCUCAUGCUAUUCCAGUACAUUGCUCAGACUCACAGUGAAGAGGAGGAAGCAAGGCCAGUGAAGCUGCUUGGACGUUACCCAGUCGUCAUUCCAGCUGGACAAAGAGUGUGUGUACUAGGAGGUGUAAAGAUUAAGACAUCCCCAACCCUCACAUCAUAUGCAAUGGAGCCUCCUGCAAACCCUCCUCUGCCAGGUGGCAUCUUCCUAGUACCAACACUACUGGACGUUCCCUAUCAGUCCUUCAGCAAAGUCCCUGUACUUCUUCGCAAUAUGAGUUCACACGACAUCACAUUGCAUCCAAACCGUGUCAUAGCAGAGAUGAUGAUGGCUCAGUGUGUGGUGCCCGUGAAACCCCAUGACACUUCUAUAUCCUGUGGCCUUCAGACAGUGGAUACAGAAGCCCCCCCAAGUGACAAAGUAUCAUGCAGCCUGGAAGAUUCUCCCAUUCCAGCAGAGUGGAAGAAACGCAUCAAAGACAAGUUGAAUACCAUACCUGAGGUAUUUGCUGUUGAUGACUUAACCCAUGGUCGCACCUCUGCAGUCAAACACAGGAUAAGACUUCAGGAUGAAACCCCCUUCAAGGAGAGGCCCCGGCCGAUUCACCCAUGUGAUAGAGAAGCUGUUAAGCAGCAUCUUCGAGAGCUACUGGAGGCAGGAAUCAUAAGGGAAUCAGAGAGCCCGUUUGCUUCCCCUAUAGUAGUGGUGAAAAAGAAAAACGGGAAGAUCAGACUGUGCGUGGACUAUCGGAAACUGAACAUGCGUACUAUCAAGGACGCGUACGCUCUUCCCAAUAUCGAAGAAACCUUCUCGGCCCUUAGUGGAGCUAAAUGGUUUUCCGUUAUGGAUCUGAAGUCCGGUUAUUAUCAAGUUGAACUUGCCGAAGAAGACAAACACAAGACCGCAUUCACAUGCCCGCUGGGUUUUUGGGAAUUUAACCGCAUGCCACAGGGCGUUACCAAUGCACCCUCCACAUUCCAGCGGUUAAUGGAGAGAUGUGUGGGAGAUCUGCACCUGAACGAAGUCUUGGUCUUCCUAGACGAUCUGAUUGUCUUCUCAGACACCUUGGAGGAGCACGAAAACAGGUUGAUGAAGGUGCUGAACAGACUCAAGGACUACGGGCUGAAGUUGUCCCCAGACAAAUGUCACUUUUUUCAGUCUUCCGUGAAAUAUCUGGGCCACAUUGUAGAUGCUCGUGGCGUCCACACUGACCCUGAGAAGAUAUCGGCCUUAAAAGACUGGCCCAGGCCCACCAAUCGUAAAGAGCUAAAGUGCUUCUUAGGCUUUGCGGGGUACUACAGGCGCUUUGUACAAGGCUAUUCGAAAAUAGCAAAGCAGUUGAAUGCCCUCACUGCUGGCUAUGUGGCUACAAGGAAAAGGGGAAAGGACUAUAAGAAGCAAAAACCUCACACUUCAGUGAGCCCCAGCCAGCCUUUCGGAAGUGAAUGGACACAGGACUGUGAAACCGCUUUCAGAACACUCAUAGACAGGUUGACCUCAGCACCUGUACUGGCUUUCGCCAAUCCUAACCUCCCUUACGUUCUCCACACAGACGCCUGUGGAGAAGGCCUUGGUGCAGCCAUUUACCAAGAGCAUGAAGGGACACUUAGGGCCAUAGCCUAUGCUAGCCGAGGGCUAUAG
Molecule: messenger RNA, 4791 nt
Organism: Gadus macrocephalus (Pacific cod)
Lineage: Eukaryota; Metazoa; Chordata; Actinopteri; Gadiformes; Gadidae
Exons: 1
Coding region: 2560-4791 (743 amino acids)
Biological process (GO): proteolysis
Molecular function (GO): aspartic-type endopeptidase activity
Source: RefSeq, a predicted model, not a curated record